Molecule: messenger RNA, 1834 nt
Organism: Juglans microcarpa x Juglans regia
Lineage: Eukaryota; Viridiplantae; Streptophyta; Magnoliopsida; Fagales; Juglandaceae
Product: aldehyde dehydrogenase family 3 member F1-like
Exons: 11
Coding region: 77-1564 (495 amino acids)
Biological process (GO): aldehyde metabolic process
Cellular component (GO): cytoplasm
Molecular function (GO): aldehyde dehydrogenase (NAD+) activity
Source: RefSeq, a predicted model, not a curated record
UUAGUUGAUCUUUAUAGGAUAAAUAGUAGGAUGGAGAGCUAAGAUGGUGCACUUGUUUGUUUUCUUUCCCUAAACCAUGGAAAGUGUGGGAGAUUUGGAAAGAGAUCUAGAGGCUAUGAGGGAAUAUUACAGUCAGGGAAAGACCAAGGAAGCAUCUUGGAGGAAGUCACAGCUCAAAGGGUUGCUUACUCUCCUAAAGGAGAAAGAGGAAGAUAUCUUUAAGGCUCUUAAGCAGGACUUGGGAAAACAUCAUGUUGAGGCCUUCAGAGAUGAGAUAGGAACCUUGACAAAGUCGCUGAAUAAUGCAUUGGGGUCUUUAAAAGAAUGGAUGUCAGGUAGAAAGGCUAUACUGCCAAAGAUUGCUGUGCUUAGUACUGCUGAAAUUGUUCCAGAGCCGCUUGGCCUUGUCCUCAUUUUUUCAUCCUGGAAUUAUCCCUUUGGACUGUCCUUGGAACCAAUGAUAGGGGCAAUAGCUGCUGGAAACACAGUGGUUCUAAAGCUGUCGGAGUUAGCUCCUGCCUGUGCUUCUCUUUUAGCGGAUACUAUCCCCAAUUUUGUGGACAAUAAGGCUGUCAAGGUUUUCCAAGGUGGACCAACUGUUGCUGAACAACUCCUGCAGCAGAAAUGGGACAAAAUCUUCUUUACAGGAAAUGCACGUAUUGGACGGCUUGUUCUUUCUGCUGCUGCAAAGCAUCUGACACCUGUUACUCUGGAGUUGGGUGGAAAAUGCCCUGCUGUUGUUGAUUCCCUUUCUAGUUCUUUUGCCAGGAAGGCUGCUGUAAAGCGAAUUGUUGUUGGAAAAUACGGGGCCUGUGCUGGACAAGCGUGCAUAGCAAUAGAUUAUAUCCUUGCAGAAAAGAAAAAUAUACCAACUCUGGUAGAGAUGAUGAAGGCCAUCAUCAAUGAAAUGUUUGGAAGAAACCCAAAAGAAUCACACAGUAUUGCAAGGAUAAUAAACAAACAACAUUUCUUGAGAUUGAAGAAUCUUCUGGAGGACCCAAAUGUUAAGGCUUCUAUUGCUUAUGGUGGUUCAUUGGACGAAGAUCACUUGUUCAUAGAGCCAACAAUCUUGGUGGAUCCCCCACUUGAAGCAGCAAUCAUGACAGAAGAAAUCUUUGGUCCAUUGCUUCCAAUAAUUUCAUUGGAGAAAAUUGAAGACAGUAUACAAUUUCUGAAUUCAAGACCCAAACCACUUGCUAUAUAUUGUUUUACCAAAAAUAAAUCACUGGAGAGACGGAUGAUAUCUGAAACAUCAUCCGGAGGCGUGGUGAUCAACGAUGCAGUUAUUCAAUAUGCUGCUGAUUCCCUCCCAUUCGGAGGAGUUGGUGAAAGUGGGGUGGGCAGGUACCAUGGAAAGUUCUCAUUUGACACAUUCAGCCAUGAGAAGGCCAUCACAAGAAGAAGUUUUCUCACUGAUUUUUGGUUUAGAUAUCCUCCAUGGAAUGCUCACAAGUGGCAACUCCUUGAGUGCGCUUAUAAUUCGGAUUAUCUUGGAUUACUCCUUGUCAUACUGGGCUUGAAGAAACCUAGAAGAGGAUCAUACCACCCUGCAUAUUCCCACUGAGAGAUCGAUUGCAAAUAUUCAUUGAAAGAUGAAAGGGGAAGAAUAGAAACAAAUUAAACAUGUUUAUUUGAAGAGUCCUGUGAUUUGGACAUGCUUUCCCUGUGUCUGUGUGCUUAAGCAAAAAUUUUUUGCAAGGGGUGAAAGUUUGUAGCACUCGUAUGCAGAGUGGGGGUUGUAAAUCGUGACGUCUCUUGAAUUACAUUAGGCAUUGACUGAUAUGUUGUUUACGUAUAAAAAAACCAACAAAGACUGAUAAUACCUAGUGACUGA